Pieris rapae (cabbage white) is the source of this 4117-nucleotide messenger RNA. It is a transcript of the gene stl, whose product is annotated as A disintegrin and metalloproteinase with thrombospondin motifs 16. Lineage: Eukaryota; Metazoa; Arthropoda; Insecta; Lepidoptera; Pieridae. The transcript has 18 exons. Gene Ontology annotation, cellular component: extracellular matrix. Gene Ontology annotation, molecular function: metalloendopeptidase activity. The coding region runs from base 215 to 3187 and encodes 990 amino acids. Gene Ontology annotation, biological process: extracellular matrix organization; proteolysis. The record is from RefSeq and is a predicted model, not a curated record.
AGUCGCAUUCCGCGAAACAACGCGACCUGUCGUCAAACACAAUAGCUAUAUAGUCUGUGCGAUUUUGAAUUACCGGCUUUUGAUUCGAUAUAUAUUCUUUUUAAUCUGUGGCUGGCCAUGCCAUUUAAAACUUUAAGCGGGAAUUUAUAAUAUUAUCAUAAGUGUUUAAAAUUAUUUUUAGUAAUAAAUGGUAAUGUAGGUUUUAAGUGUUUCUAUGAUGAUUUGGUGUCGAAUAUUGUUCUUAGCGGUUCUUACAUCUGUUUGGGAUCAAUCGCGAGGUGACUUUUCUAUAGACGAUGGUCAUGAAGAGUUACUCAAUUAUCUCACAGAAGCUGAAAAAGUAUUCUUGUUUGGAGCCAGUGAUCAACAUCCCGAAUUCGAGAUUGCACACAUAAGACACCAGAAACGUCGCAAACGGUCUUUGUCGUAUGAGAAUCAAGAUUUAAUUACGAUAAAACAACAGUUGGACCUGAAACUAAGCCCAAAAAGCAGCUUUCUCGAUCCGCAGUUCCUGCUAAUGAAAAGAUGGUCUAAUGGUACUGAAGUUAUAUUAGACCAGCAUACAGACGAGGAGGUCGAUGCUUGUUAUUAUAAAAGUGAAAGUGCAGCAUUGUUUGUUUGUGAUGGACUGCGGGGACUGAUUAAAUCUAACGACAGUUAUUAUUCUAUACACCCACUGCCAGAAAGAUUUCACCACGGAAAUACAAAAGCACACGUUAUAAUAAAACGUCAAAUUGAUGAUUCAAAUGCAAAUACUGAAGGCAAUUGCAUAGAGAGACAUUACAUCAAAGAACAAUUUGAAGAUUCCCCUGAAAUAACUAAAACUUGGUCAAAACAUCGACGAAAACGGAGCAUUGAGACCAACUUUAAUAAUCUAGAUAAGUUUAAGUUAGAUUUAAUACAUAGAAAUAAGACUAUAGGAGCGUUUAUUGAUAAACUUAAAACAGAAGAAAGGAGACAGAAAAGAGCUGUUUUACCAGCCAUUUUUGUGGAAACAGCAGUGUUCGUAGACAGAGAUUUGUACAAACAUAUGACUGUAAAUUUUCCAAAGGAAACAGAAAGAGAGUUAGUUAGAUUUGUAUUAGCUAUGAUAAACGCAGUACAAUUAAUUUACCAUGAUCCCAGUUUAGGAAGACCAGUGAACUUUAUCCUAAAGCGACUCGAAAUUCUUCAUGAAGAUCCUUCUAAUUUGAAGCGGCCCCAUGAUAUUGAUAGAUUUCUGAGUAACUUCUGCACAUGGCAAAGACUUGAGAACCCUCCAGGAGAUAAUGACCCAUUGCAUUGGGACCACGCCCUGAUUUUAACCGGAUUAGAUUUGUAUGUCGUCAAUAAGAAUGGGAAAGUAAGCAGUCAAGUUGUUGGUUUAGCCCCCGUUGCUGGUAUGUGUACAGUGACCAGUAGUUGUACUGUCAACGAAGGAAGGCAUUUUGAAAGCGUAUAUGUGGUCGCCCACGAAAUAGGACAUAACUUAGGUAUGCGCCAUGAUGGCCCCUUAGCUGAUAACGGUUGCGAUCCAAGCGCUUACAUAAUGAGCCCAACAUUGGGAAGCGGAAAAAUAACCUGGUCACAGUGCAGUAAAAACUAUUUGGAUAAAUUUUUAGACUCAUCCCAAUCGCGAUGUCUACUCGACCAUGGGAACUCCGCAGGACAAUUGGACCAUAGUGCUGAAGGCCUACUUCCAGGAGAACGAUUUGACGCUGACCAACAAUGUAUGCUGAAAUACGGUCGAGGCAGUCGUCAUUCCGGAUCCCAGAACUUAGAAGACAUUUGUAGGGACCUGCAUUGCCAACGGGAGCGAUACACCUGGACGUCACAUCCGGCCCUUGAGGGAACACGGUGCGGGGAAGACAUGUAUUGUCGUGGCGGAGAAUGUGUUGAUCGCUGGAGUGGUGUCUCCCAUAGCGAAGGGCGUUGGGGCCGGUGGUCGCGUUGGUCUGAUUGUGCGUCUGCGUGUUUGUUGGAUGAUGCGCACGCGCCGGCUGCUAGCGGAGUUGCGUUUGCCACUCGACGCUGUAAUAGAGGCAGAUAUGAAAACGGCAAAAGCUAUUGCCAUGGACACGACAAAAAAUAUCAAUCAUGUAACGCCCACCAGUGUAACAAUGUUCCGAGAAUGACUGUUCGAGAGUUCACCGAUCAAAUAUGUUCACGCGCACGCGAAGUAGACCCAGACUUGAUCGGAACUGGUCUUCAGAGAUUGGAUGAUGACGAUGUAAGCAGCGCAUGCGCAGUAUGGUGUGACACCAGAGGUGGCGGUUACAAGUCUCGCGGGUGGACUCUACCAGAUGGCACUGCCUGUUCCACGUUCUCGCCCAUGUUCUGCAUAUCUGGAAUUUGUAGGAAAUUCACAUGCGGCACCGGUCCGGAUACUGAGUUUUCACAGCGUGCAUCAGAUUGCGAAUGGGAGGCUUUACAGCUGCAAACCGCAACGCCUCAUACCACUUCAACUAAAACGUCAGGCACAUGGCGCCGUGCGGUGGGUUCGCAAUGGAGGGCAACCAGCGGCUGUCAUUAUAGAUGCAUCGCGGGAGGAACCGGGUUGCGUCUAGUACAGUCCGCUACUACGCAUAGGGACAAUAUUCAAAUUUGCCAACCGGAUGUGGGGCGACCGCUGUCGGGAUGCAGCCAACGAAUGAGCCCAUAUCAAUAUGCAACAAUAGUCUGCAGCAAAUACAAGGAGAGAGUGAGACGACUAUCUGGUUUGGGGAUGCAAAUAUCUCCUGCAUUAGAGGACCCAGACCGUCCAUGUCGAAUCGCAUGUCAGGACGAAAGGGUUAGCCACAGGUUCUAUCUCGUGAACGGACAAGAAGGCUGGUUCCCUCUCGGCACCAGCUGUGGGAAGAACAAUGCCUCCUACUGCGUCAGUGGAAAAUGCUUGGAGUUCGGGCCAGACAACACUCCGUUAUCAGAGUCUGUAUUCACACUUCCACUUCUAAGUCGAAAUGCAACGCGACGCUCUUCGCGACACAAGCGCAGCGUCAUCAGAGAUCGCAUCACAGUCAAAGCCACACUCGAUAGAAAACAAAUCGAAGACAUUAUUGCCAGACUCAACUUUACAAACAAAGUCAACGAACAUCUCUCAUACAUGGACACGAUACCAGAAAAUAUUCAGCUCGACUUCACCAACCCCAUACAUAUCGCCCCAGAUCAGACAUUGAUCAAUAAAGUCGCGCGACCAACUUGGGAUUGACUUCUGGUCUACUACAUUAAUUUACAUCCAAAGAAAUGUAUACUCGUUAGAAUGGCCACUUUCAUACUAAGUUAAAGGAAUAAAAUUGUUCAGAUUUGUUCAGAUUCUAUAUCGAAAAAUGUUAGAAAGAGCCGUCUGCUGUUUGAACUAUCAGUACAGCACAGUAGUAUUUGUUAUUUUGACAACACUAUUACAUCAUUAUAGUUCAACUGUAAACUUAAUUCAGGAAAUGGAAAGUUUGUGAAUAAAUUUUCCUGUCUGCCUGUGUUUUUUUGUAAUUUGUAAGUUCCAUUUGUGUGUAAAAUUUGUAACGUAUUUUCCAUUAUGUAUUUUUAUGUAUGCAUGUGGUUUUAGAACUUCAGUCUCGUCUGUCAAAUAUGUCAAACUACAUACAGAAAAUAUGUAAGUAGAUUUAAUUGAUGUUCCAGGAGGCCUCAGUAAAAUUCAUAGAUAUUGACCAUAACUUAUUUUUUUUACAUUUAUAGUCCUGAGUUUAAGUAUAGAUUCUAGUAACCUUAAAAAAUAUGACAUUAAAUGUGUUGUCAUGGAAUGUAUGUACACAGUGCUUAGGCGACGAAGGCUUUAUAUUCUAAUCUUAAAUCUAGUUUCAAGAGUUGUCAAACCAUUUUUUGUAUGAAGUUUGACACUUUUAACAGCGCUCAAGAUGAGAUGACUUGAGAUACGAAUUAGAUUAUGGAUCUAUGACUCCCGUUUGUCAAAAUCUAACAUUUUUGACAUUUUGAGUCCGACUUAGUGGUGUCUUGAUUCUAAAUAUCAAUUUGAACAAAAUGUGAUUGAUUUUACAAAGAUAUAUUAUUUUGGUGCUAAUGUGUUGUGUAUCAGAUAUAGUCACACAUAGACUGUACAAUUAUUGUGAUGUUAUUUAUAUUUAUGUUAUUUUCCUAUUAAGAUAAUAAACGUUAUUUUUAA